AUGGACUGGAUUGCGCUGCCCUGGUUUCCAAUUGUGUACGGAGCCGUCGACGGGUGCCUUGUUAUGGGAAUCCCGGCGUUCAACUUGACGGCGUUGGUGGAUGAUCAAAAGCGGUUCAUGGCCUACUCGCUGCGACCGGGGUCCCAGAACGACCGUAUGUUGUUUCGCAACUCCAUCUUUGGGUCGGCAAGGUGCAUUCCCUCUGGUGGCUUUAUUUUAGCUGAUGCCGGCUACACGUUCUAG
Molecule: messenger RNA, 243 nt
Organism: Aphanomyces astaci
Lineage: Eukaryota; Oomycota; Saprolegniomycetes; Saprolegniales; Verrucalvaceae
Exons: 3
Coding region: 1-243 (80 amino acids)
Source: RefSeq, a predicted model, not a curated record